CCCCAGAUCAAAGGCGCCGACAUAGAGUGAACCUACUGUAUCUACUUAUUCUGUGCUUCCAGCGCUGACAAUCAAUUUUAGAACACAGCCACUGUAUCAUCUGUAUCUUGUUGGAAAACAGCCUUUAUCUGUAGUCAUCUGUAAUCGAAGUUGAAUAGAGUUGUUUUGAAACAAAACAUUUUAUGAAAGUGAUGAAACUAAAAUAUUACACUAUUUUUUUUUAUGUAACUUAAAUUUAACAUGUGGUGUUUUAAAGGGCGAGAAGAUCUUUGUAUUUAUAUUUUACCAAAUCAAAAAAAGUCAUUUGGUACAAUACAAAGUGAUAUUAAAUUGGAAGGAGAUAUCACAGUUAGUAAACUUCACUCAAUAGUUUCCAUAGAAAUAACAGAAAAAUCAAAGAUAGAAUAUAAAUGUGUUAUCAGUGAUGUAUCUAAAUAUGGAACGUUUGUUACAAGGAAUAAGGAAAAGAAAAAAUUACCUCCUAAUGAUGAGUUUAUUUUGAAGAAUGGUGAUAUAGUACAAUUUGGUCUAAAGGAAUCUAUUUUUGUAGUAUUAUGUUAUUCAUUUGUGAUUGCAAAGUCCAAUUUAGAUGAAGAAGAAAUGAAGAAAUUAAAGCAUAUUGCAGAUUAUUUAAAAAUAAAAUUGUCUGAAACUUGGGAGAAUUUUUGUACACAUUUGACAGUGGCUGAGAGCACAUUAUUUACCACAAAAUUAGCUUGUGCAUUGGCCUCAGCCAAACCUAUAGUCACAAUUGCGUAUUGGGAAGCAGUAAAUACAGCUGUUAAGGAAUCCAAAGAAUUACCAAAAAUUGAAGAUUUUCUGCCAAGAGUAAAAGAAGAAUGGUUGAAAGUUUAUUCACGUUUGUUUUUGCCAAAUGAGAAACGUACAAAGCUGUUAAAAGGCUUGUUAUUUGUGCAUUUCUGUGCAAAGCAAUAUUUUGUAUACGCGCCAUUAAUUAUUGCUGCAGGUGGUAAAUCAUGUGUGUAUCCUACAAAAAGACCUUUAACUCCUCAAGAUCUUAUUGCAAAAAAUGCUAUUGUUAUACAACAGCCUAUCAAUGAUUCUUUACAACUUACACAAGAUGUUACAACUGAUUAUUCGAUCAUUUGUGAUAAGCUGAAAGCUGUCAAACGUAGAAUGAUUUCUGACACUGAAAUUCCACUUGCGGUUUUAUAUUGUACUAUGGAAAUAUAUUGCAAUCCAAAAUUUGACUUCAUCUCAUUCUUAAAAUUAAAGGUUCAAACAUUUUCUCCCUCUGAUAUCAUAAUAAGUGAAAAUACACAAGAUGUUAACAUUAAUAAAAAACAAAUUAAAAAACAAAUAAUUCCUGAUACUUGUGAGAUUCAAAAUGAGAAUUUUUCGAAAAAAAUUCACAGUUUUGUUGAGAAUUACAAAAGAUAUAUCUUUGACGUCAAUAAGAACAAUGUGACACAGAAUAUUGAUAAUGAAGAAAUCAGACACAAAAUAAUUUCUUAUGAUUUCGAAAUCGAAAGGAAUAUUUUGAAAAGUGCCUAUAUUUUUAAUGAAGACGAACAAAAGUAUAUGUUUAAUUCAAGUAAAAAGAAUAUUGAAAUGAAGAAUAUGCAAAAUAAUAGAGAAAUCAAAUACAAAAUAAGUACCAUAGUUUGCAAUUCAAAGAAUAAUGAGAAUAUUUUUAAAAAAAGCCCAUUUUUUGGAGAUAAUUGGUGUGAAAGAUAUUUGGAUCAAACAUUUACGAAUGAGAUAUUACGAAAAGAUAUAACCUGCGGAAAAAAAUUUAAAAAGAUACCCGUUAUAAAACCGGAAAGAGUAUUAAGAGUGGACGACUUCGCUUUAUGAUUUGCAACUAUACAACUAUACAACUUUAUUAAAAAGAAAAAUAUAACAUAAAAGUACUUAAAACAGGAAAUUCAUGAUUUAGAUUUUGAAUAAAAGUAAAAUAAUUUA
Pogonomyrmex barbatus (red harvester ant) is the source of this 1926-nucleotide messenger RNA. RefSeq names its product nibrin (gene nbs). Gene Ontology annotation, cellular component: Mre11 complex. The record is from RefSeq and is a predicted model, not a curated record. NCBI's taxonomy places the organism in Eukaryota, Metazoa, Arthropoda, Insecta, Hymenoptera, Formicidae. Gene Ontology annotation, molecular function: damaged DNA binding; protein binding. Gene Ontology annotation, biological process: double-strand break repair via homologous recombination; mitotic G2 DNA damage checkpoint signaling.